Messenger RNA from Sesamum indicum (sesame), 1361 nucleotides. RefSeq lists its product as uncharacterized. NCBI's taxonomy places the organism in Eukaryota, Viridiplantae, Streptophyta, Magnoliopsida, Lamiales, Pedaliaceae. Gene Ontology annotation, molecular function: ER lumen protein retrieval receptor activity. Gene Ontology annotation, biological process: protein retention in ER lumen. Gene Ontology annotation, cellular component: membrane. The record is from RefSeq and is a predicted model, not a curated record.
UUAAGAAGAAAAGAGAGAAAAGGACUUAUUUCAGCCAUGACUGGAUUUUGAGAUUACUAUAAUUAAUUUAUUUUCACUCAAUCAGACCCGUUUCCUUAAAAUCCCUUUCUAUACCUAAUUAUUUACACCAAUUUUCCAUCUCUUUCAAACGGGAAAUAACUUGUAAAUCCACACACAUACGUAUACGCGUACAGAAGAUGAUGCCACCGAGGAGGCCGAUCCAGGCCGUGGUGACAUGGGUUCGGCGGCAGCCGCCCAAGGUGAAGGCGUUUCUUGCGGUAAUCAGCGGCAUGGCUGCGCUUGUUCUCAUCCGCGCAAUCGUUCACGAUCAUGACAAUCUUUUUGUUGCUGCCGAGGCUGUGCACUCGAUCGGAAUUUCCGUUCUUCUUUACAAGUUGAUGAAGGAGAAGACUUGCGCGGGGCUUUCACUCAAAUCCCAGGAGCUAACAGCUAUCUUUUUGGCUGUUAGAUUAUAUUGCAGUUUUGUCAUGGAAUAUGACAUACAUACCGUGCUUGACAUGGCUACACUGGCUACUACGGCGUGGGUUAUUUAUUUGAUCCGAUUUAAAUUGAAGUCAAGUUAUAUGGAGGAUAAAGACAAUUUUGCGCUAUAUUAUGUGGUGGUUCCUUGUGCUAUUUUAGCUUUGCUAAUUCACCCAUCUACAUCACAUCACUUCGUCAAUAGGAUUGCCUGGGCUUUCUGUGUCUACCUGGAAGCUGUUUCAGUGCUUCCACAACUGCGCGUCAUGCAGAACACUAAGAUUGUUGAACCGUUCACGGCUCAUUAUGUAUUUGCACUUGGUGUUGCGAGGUUCUUGAGCUGUGCCCACUGGGUCCUUCAGGUUUUGGACAGUCGUGGUCAUCUCCUCGUGGCAUUGGGUUACGGACUUUGGCCUUCAAUGGUUCUUAUAUCAGAAAUUGUUCAAACCUUCAUACUCGCCGACUUUUGCUAUUACUAUGUAAAAAGUGUUUUUGGAGGUCAGCUUGUGUUGCGCCUUCCGUCUGGAGUGGUGUAAUUAGUGGUCUCGUACAAGAAGCUAAAUCUACUUGUUUUCAGUGCACUUGAGGGGUUGCCUGUGGGCUGGUUCUUCAGCAGAAAGCUACUGCAUUGCAAGUUUGGUAGUUCAGGCAGAUUGGAUAAUUUAAAAUCGACCUCAACUCACAAGAAAUCAUAUUGGCCUAAUUGUAUCUGGUACUUAUUUGGUUUUAGAGAGUGGAUUUCAUUGUAAUUCAGUACGCAUAGAGCCCCGUGGUGUGAAAAUAGUGAUAUCGAUUCCAAUUUUAGCACUUGACAUUGUAGUUCAUUUUCUCCCUCUCCUCUUGUUUUAUCUUAAUAGUUGCCUGUUUGCCUCUUGGUCGCA